AUGGAGCAGAUGAACAUCAGAGAGGAGAUGAGUCAGAGCUCCGGAGCUUCCUGUGGUAAACCUCAGGUGUUCGACUGGUGUCCAGCUCAGCUGCAGCACCUGGAUGUGACCAGCAGGGGGCGACACACUCCGACUGCUGCUGCUUCGUCCGUCCAUCCUCUCCUCCCUCUGCUCCUCUACAGCGACACACACUUCCCCCUGUCAUCCCCCUACAGCCAGCCAAUCAGGGCGCCCGCUGCUGGACGGGACCACGCCCCCUCCGAGACACACCCAUGUUACCACGGCAACGGUGUCACCAGCGGCCGGCAGCAGGUGAAGAAGCCUCUGAACGCUUUCAUGCUCUACAUGAAGGAGACGAGACACAAAGUGCUGCAGGAGGGACGAGAGAGGGAGAGCGCCGCCAUCAACCGCAUCCUGGGACGCAGGUGGCACGCUCUGUCGCACUCAGAACAGUCCAAAUACUACGAGCUGGCCCAGAAGGAGAGGCUGCUUCACAUGCAGCUCUACCCCGGCUGGUCCGCCAGGGACAACUACGGGAAGAGGAAGAGGAAGAGGAGCCAGCAGCACACAGGAAGUAGCCCCAGCUGGACUCUGAGUGCUGCAUGAGAGCCCUGAAGAGACAACAUUACACACACACACACACACACACACACACACACACACACACACACACACACACACACAGUGAUGAAACUGUAGUUUGGUGUAAAUCUUUCUUUCUUGUUUCACUUUUGUAUUAAAUUAAUAUUUUUUUGUGUCCAACUCAUUAGGAGACGUUGUGGAAAACAUGUUUGUUGCUCAUUAAAGAAAAAUGUAUAUUUCUGUGUGUUAAAUGUGAAUAAAAGAAGACAAACCGGCUUCGACUUCCAUUCACUGUGUCCCACUGAACGCAACAUCUUGCUAGCAGCUCUGUGUGGCUCUGCUUGGAGCAAAAUGCUAAUGUUAGCAUGCAAUCAUGCUAAAAAUGUCCAUAUUCACCUUGUUAGUUUAGCGUGUUAGCAUGCUGACAUUUGUUAAUUAGCAGUAUAUGAUUGAACUGAUGAUGGUGCAGCAACAAAGUGGAACAUUUCUGUGCACAAUAUUAUGCCAAUCCAUUUUCGCCAUUAGCUUAGCCAGCAGCACAUCAAUCAUCACCAGCUCUAGACUGAAAAAUAAAGCUUUUAUUAUCAAAGCAAACAUGUAAUCUGUUUAACCACAUACAGUAACAUAUUAAUACAAGUAACUGGAGCUUUGUGGAACAAUGAUUAUCUGAUGGGUUCACUCAUUGAUUUUACAUCAUGGUAAAGAACGACAUACAUUAAGAAGACAACAGAAAAACAAACCUGUGAGCUCAGUGUCUCAAUACUUUACACAAUCUGACUUGAAAAUAUAACUUAAA
Acanthopagrus latus (yellowfin seabream) is the source of this 1378-nucleotide messenger RNA. RefSeq names its product transcription factor 7-like. The record is from RefSeq and is a predicted model, not a curated record. The coding region runs from base 1 to 606 and encodes 201 amino acids. Gene Ontology annotation, biological process: regulation of transcription by RNA polymerase II; canonical Wnt signaling pathway. Gene Ontology annotation, molecular function: RNA polymerase II cis-regulatory region sequence-specific DNA binding; DNA-binding transcription factor activity, RNA polymerase II-specific. The transcript is spliced from 8 exons. Lineage: Eukaryota; Metazoa; Chordata; Actinopteri; Spariformes; Sparidae. Gene Ontology annotation, cellular component: beta-catenin-TCF complex.